This is a messenger RNA of Solea senegalensis (Senegalese sole), 2407 nucleotides long. It is a transcript of the gene top6bl, whose product is annotated as DUF4554 domain-containing protein. The record is from RefSeq and is a predicted model, not a curated record. The transcript has 14 exons. Gene Ontology annotation, biological process: meiotic DNA double-strand break formation. NCBI's taxonomy places the organism in Eukaryota, Metazoa, Chordata, Actinopteri, Pleuronectiformes, Soleidae. Bases 650 to 2029 code for a protein of 459 amino acids.
AUCAGAGAAUCUGCCCACACACACAAGGUGAGAACAUGCAUACCUCAUUGCUCAGAGGCAACAGUGCUAGCCAUGUGCACCUGUGUGUGGCCCAACCCUGUGUUUAUAAUUCAGUAUACAAAGAAAUUAUUGUUGAUGGCAAAUUCUUCACACUCAAGGUCAUUUGACCAACAACAUUUAGACCAAAUUAGACUUUUCUGGGUAUGUUGACAAAAACGUGCUUAAUUACAAAGAUACAAUCCAAUGUUUUAAUUCACAGGUGGCUUAUAUAAGUCUCUGACUACACACUACACUUAUUAGUACAUUUUCUUAAGAGCUGUGUUAAUGUUUUAUUUUUUCCAACUGGUUUUGUCAUUGUCAGUUUCAUGAUAACACAUGUUUUGCCUGUUGAUUGCUUUAAUUUAGGUUCUAAUUUACAUUCAUGUUUGGAUUGGUUUCAGACAAAACCACCAUCACGAGACACUCCAAAUGACGUUAAUGAAUAAUGAAAAUAUCUUAUUUUCUGCACAAUUUAAAGGACAGUAAAUUACUACUGACACGUGAACGCAUCAUUAGUGACGAAGUAAUAAGACCUGCCGCUACGUUUAAUUAAGAAGCUACUUUUCAUCGUUAUACUGAAAAAGUGUUUUCACAGCUGUUGAACAGUAAAAUGUUCAGAGCAUUACAUCGGGUGUUGAGGCUGAUCAUGUUCAUGGGAAAACAGAGUCAGCUUCGUAGUUUAAAGUCUGCAGGGGGGUUAAUGUGUCUUCUGUGGACUGAAGAUGGCUGUGCCCAUGUUGUAAACUGCACUGUUGCAGCUGCUGGUCCCUGGUUCAAAGGGAUUCAAAUGAAAGAGCUCCAGACUGUCUUUGCAGAUAUGAAGGAGAGCAGGUUUCCCGGCACAUGUCUGUGUCCUCAUCCUGACCCUGAGGAGCUGUGUGCCUUCACUGAACUGUAUGGCUCACUCAAAGUACUUGUGUCCUUUCAGAUUAGAGAGGCAAGUUUAUUCAGCCCAGAGUGGCAAGCUCAUAUAGAGACGUUCCUACGCAUGUUCAGUUUGGCCAAUGCAGGGAUUAAAAUCCACCUCAAAUUCAAAUUUAACCAGCAGACCAUCCAGCCAGAAUUCAGAGUGAAAAACAAAAUUAAAGUUGCACAGGCAGGAGACGUUUCAUUGAUUUUGGAUGUCACCUGUAAUAUACAGCCUCCAGAGUGGGUAAAGAAAGGAUGUUGGUGUGAGGGAGGACACCCGGUCCUUGGAGGCAGGCUUCCUCUAAGUAUCCCACCUCAAGCCAUGGAUCAGGGCCUGUACGGGGAGCUCAGCAUCCAGCCUGUCACACUCCUUAGGCCCUGUGUGCUACAGUAUCCCAAUCUACAAACCCAACUCACUCACAUACAAGUUGUGGUUUACAGCCCCAGUAAUAUUCCUAUUACACGCCCCUCCAUUUUCCUCCAGGACCUUCCUGCUCAUCUGGACUAUGAAGACCUGAGUCUGCACAGCCUUCACAGCUCCUCUUUCAAAGAUCUCUGGCUCAAAGGUGGCAAUGUGUAUGCAGUGGAGCAAGACAACUGGGAGGGGGAGUCAAGUCUUCCUACAAUGCAGCAGAGUCUCCUGCUUUUCCUCUUCCUGCAGCACACCGACCCUUUCACAUCUCAGCUGUCUGAUGUUUUGGCCACUGAGGAGCUGAUAGAGCACCACCUGGAGGAUAUUCUGAGCAACAACAGUCAGGCAGUCACAACGGCCCUGCAGACUGAGCUGAAGAACACACUGAAAGCUGAACAUCACAGAAAGAAGGGCAAAGAGAAGUUGGGUUCAGGCCUUCAGGUGAUUCUCAGUUCGUCCAUCUGUAUUGUGAGCUGCAGUAGUAACAUGGACUUCAGAAAUGCCUGUCUGAACAGCAUGAAGGUGCGUGACACUCAUGAAUUGUCGGCCUCUCUUUGUGAGUCUCUGAGGAGUGUGACAUCAUGGAAAUUCACUCCAAGGAGCAGGUGCUACUCUGCUCAGAUGGAAGAACAGCCUGAGGUUGAUGGUCCCACCAGAGCAGAAAUUUGAGAAUUUGAGUCUUUAAAUAGAUCUGAACUACUGCUGUGGAAGCCGUUAACAGUGGAGAGAAUAUCCAUACAUUUAAAUAUGUGUGUGUGUGUGUGUGUGUGUGUGUGUCACCAGUGCAUGUUUAUAUAUGCUCUGGUGAUAGAAAGAACUACUUAUUCAACCUUUAUUUAUCAAAACACUUAGAAAAUGGAGAUGAAUAUCAGGGUGCAGCUAAUGAAUAUUUUCAGUAUCAAUGAAAAUCCUGCUGUACCAGAUGGUAUCUAGUUUAGUUUAAACAGUACCCCAAGAUCCAUGACUUUUAGUUAAUAGGUAUAUUCAUUGUUUGUUUGUAAACUUGACAGAAGUUGUGAACAUAUUUAGAUUAAAUUAUUUGACCAA